AUGGCCCCUUCACUCACAGAGACGCUUCCCUUGCGAUCAUCUAUCAAGGGUUCCGAAGCCAAAGUCCAAUACCCAGCACCCUUGAAACCAAGCGGCGCAUUAGACAAGUUCGACUACGAAGAGACAACACCAGUGAUCGGCCGGGAAUUUCCCACCGUAAACAUAGUCGACGAUCUCCUGAGCGCUCCAAAUGCCGAUGAGCUCCUACGAGAACUCGCCAUAACAAGUAAAAGCCGCUCUCCCCUCAACUUCAAAAAGAGCCAACUCCUAACUAGCUACCAUUUAGUCUCCCGCCGCGGCGUGGUCUUCUUCCGAGCCCAAAAUAAUCUAACAGACGACCUCCAAAAGCACCUAGUAGACAGCCUGGGAAAACUAAGCGGAAAACCUGCAGAUUCAACCCUGCACAUCCACCCGCUCCUAAACAAUACCCACGAAUUCGGCGUCCAAGACGCCCAAGUAAGCACUAUAAGCUCCCUCUCGCGCAAAAAGGUCUUCGGCCACGAACAACAAGCCAACAAGCGCCGUUACGAUGCCGCCCAAUGGCACUCAGACAUCCAAUUCGAGCCCGUGCCUGCAGAUUACACCUCUCUCCGCCUAACCCAGCUGCCUAAGACAGGCGGCGACACGCUCUGGGCAUCGGGGUAUGAACUGUACGACCGGUUCUCGAAGACGUAUCAGACCUUCUUUGAAGGGCUGACGGCUGUUUAUUCGGGCGACGGUUUCGUCAAGGCUGCUGAGCGCGAUCCAGUCGCCAACAAGCUCUACGCAGAGGCUCGUGGUAACCCGCUGAAUUUCGGGACCGAGUUGAAGACUGUUCAUCCGGUUGUGCGGACAAACCCUGUUACAGGGUGGAAGAGUAUCUUCGCUGUUGGGCCGUUUCCGACGCGUAUCAACGAGCUUACGCCUGACGAGUCGAGCGAGCUGUUGAAGAAGUUUCUUAAUACCGUUGUUGAAAGUCAUGAUCUUCAGGUUCGGUUCAAGUGGAGAAACGAGAAUGAUAUCGCUAUCUGGGAUAACCGGUCUGCUUUCCAUACUGCCACUUUUGAUUAUGAGGGUCUUGGUGAACGAUUUGGUCAUCGGGCUGUUGGCAUUGGCGAGCAGCCGUAUUUGGAUCCCAACAGCAAGUCCAAGGCUGAAGCUGAAGCUGAAGAGCUGCUGGCCUAA
This is a messenger RNA of Penicillium taxi, 1164 nucleotides long. Its product is annotated as TauD/TfdA dioxygenase family protein. NCBI's taxonomy places the organism in Eukaryota, Fungi, Ascomycota, Eurotiomycetes, Eurotiales, Aspergillaceae. The transcript is spliced from 2 exons. Gene Ontology annotation, molecular function: 2-oxoglutarate-dependent dioxygenase activity. The record is from RefSeq and is a predicted model, not a curated record. Gene Ontology annotation, cellular component: cytoplasm. The coding region runs from base 1 to 1164 and encodes 387 amino acids.